This is a messenger RNA of Laetiporus sulphureus 93-53, 1185 nucleotides long. Its product is annotated as amidohydrolase 2. The transcript is spliced from 4 exons. The record is from RefSeq and is a predicted model, not a curated record. Bases 1 to 1185 code for a protein of 394 amino acids. Gene Ontology annotation, molecular function: hydrolase activity; carboxy-lyase activity. Lineage: Eukaryota; Fungi; Basidiomycota; Agaricomycetes; Polyporales; Laetiporaceae. Gene Ontology annotation, biological process: secondary metabolic process. Gene Ontology annotation, cellular component: cytosol; cytoplasm.
AUGGCUGCUGCAUCCAGGAGACUCCUCGUCGACGUGCACACCCACGUCUACCUCCCGCGCUACGUCUCCUUCCUGCGUUCGCGCACCAGCGUGCCGCGCGUCUUCUCCAGAACCACCCCAGAGGGCAAGACCGAGGAACGGCUGCUCAUCCUCGAUGCAGAGCCGAGCGGAGGGCGACCCAUGGGCUCGCAGCAGUUCUGGGACAGAGCCGAGAAGCUCAGGUUUAUGGACAAGCAUGGUAUCGAUAUCUCCAUCGUGAGCACGGCAAACCCGUGGCUGGACUUCCUGCCCGCCGCCACGGCACAAGUGCUUGCCAGCGAACUGAACAGCGACCUCGAGGAGUACUGUUCCACGUCUCCCAAUCUCGCCGACGGGACGUUGAAGCAAUUAUACGGCUUCGGAUUACUGCCUCUCGUACCGGAGGCAUCAAGCGCAUCUCUUCUCGAAAUCAUACAACAGAUAUCUAAUCUCCCCCAUCUGAAAGGCGUCAUCAUCGGCUCUCGUGGACUAGGAAAGGGACUGGACGACGACGCCCUGGAACCCGUAUGGGCAGCCAUCGAGAAAGCAGCUCUUGUCGUCUUCCUCCAUCCUCAUUAUGGCGUCGACCAGAAGGAAUGGGGAGAGAAGGACAACGGCCACGUACUCCCGCUGGCCUUAGGCUUCCCAUUCGAGACCACUAUCGCCAUCACACGGUUGAUUCUCAGUGGAGUGCUCGACCGACAUCCCGACCUCCGCAUCCUCCUCGCGCAUUCUGGGGGCGCCCUCCCGCAGCUGUCCUCACGUCUUGCCUCCUGCAUCGACCACGACCCCGUCGUCGCCUCGCGCCUGCAGCACGACGCGCGCUACUACCUCGGCAAGCUCUACUUUGACGCUGUCGCCUACGGUUCAGAGGAGCUCGGCUUCGUCAGCGACACGGUUGGUCGUGCGGAGAAGUAUGUCAAGAGCGGAGCAUCGGCGGCCGCAUCUGCAGGCGCAGGGGGUGUGCAGAGGAAGCUAGGUAGCCGGCGGAUGCUCUUCGGAACCGAUCACCCAUUCUUUCCCCCGCUAGGAGAGGCGGAGAAGUGGAAGAGCGUAGUCGAGAAUCUGGAAGCUAUCGAUGGUGUGUUCGGCUGGGACGAGGCCGAACAGAACGCUGUGCGGGGAGGAAAUGCGAUCGAACUGUUCGGCUUGGGCAAGAUUCCCUAA